AUGUCUAAAGAAGGACCUCAUCAUCAUGAAGCUUUCUUAUGGGAAAACCAGACAUGGCUUCUAUCCAAUUCCGACAAUACUUCAGCUGAGAAAUCAGAAAAGAAGUUGAUUCACAGUUCCAACCCUCUUAAUAAUGAUCAAACACAACUAGGGAAAGAAUUAGCUAAGAGUAAGCCAAGUCGAGGUGACACGAAUAAAAAUGACAAAGGAAGUGAUGACAGUGACGGCAAACACCAAAAAGGAACUGGUGGUGGCAGCGGCGGCGGCGGCGGCGGUGAAUCAGAUCAUGAGAUACAUAUAUGGACAGAAAGAGAAAGGAGAAAGAAGAUGAGGAAUAUGUUUGCUAAUCUUCAUGCUUUGCUUCCUCAACUUCCUCCUAAGGCAGACAAGUCCACCAUUGUUGAUGAGGCAAUAAGCUACAUCAAAACCCUGCAACAAACUCUACAGAAGCUACAAAAGCAAAAGCUUGAAAGGCUUCAAGGUGUCACAACUUUCUCUUAUGAGCCAACUAAUAUCUCUUCGGUUUGCCCACAAAAGCUAACUGAUCAAUCAAGGGAGUCAUUCUUAGCAGAUCAUGGAUGUUUUAAUAAAUUGGCAAUUGUUUCAACCAAACCUAAUUCAAAUAAUGUGCUUCCAAUUGAAAGGUAUCCUGUGCUCUUUCAGACAUGGACUUCUUCUAAUGUUGUCUUGAAUAUUUGUGGUGAUGAAGCACAAAUUAGUAUUUGCUCUUCCAAAAGACCUGGCCUCUUCACUACUAUCUGCUAUGCGUUGGAGAAGCACAGCAUUGAGAUGAUUUCUGCUCAUGUUUCCUCAGAUUGCAAUCAAAGCAUGUACAUGAUUCAUGCCCAUGUAAACAGAGCUUCUGCAGAAGCAAUCCCAGUGGAAGAAACAUACAAACAAGCUGUAGGUGAGAUAAUGUGCUGGUGGCCAUUUGACUCAUUUGCUGCUCAAGGUUUUGCACCGAAUUUGCUAAGGAUUUCACGAUCUCUUCAAGAGGUGUGUUGGACUUUUGAGGUGCUGUAUGGGCUUGGUUUCUUUGCUGAUAACUUAGAUAUUGCUUUUGAGGUUGGGAAGUAUUUGCUCAAGAAUGCUCUCACCAUCCCAGCCCAUGAAGUGAUGGAUCCGGGUGCUUCAAAUUCAGCAAAGACAGCAGCUGGUUCAAGAGCAGUAGCUGCUGCAUUUUCUGCCUCUUCAGGUGUUGUUGUGACUAUCUUUAUAGCAGCUGGUUCAGCUACUGUUUUAGGGGCUGGUUCUGGGAUUUUGUUAGCAAAAAUUUAUGCAACUUGUACAGCAACAGAUUCAACAAGUGCAGCAUGUACAGCAGUUUCAGCAAUUGGUUCAUCAACUUAUUCAGCAGGUGUAGCAGCAAGUUCCUCAGUAAUCUGUGCAGUAGAUUGUAUGGCAGUCACCAGAUUUGUUGUUAUUGCUGAUGAAGAUGGUUUGGAGGCUUGA
Molecule: messenger RNA, 1452 nt
Organism: Manihot esculenta (cassava)
Lineage: Eukaryota; Viridiplantae; Streptophyta; Magnoliopsida; Malpighiales; Euphorbiaceae
Product: transcription factor bHLH95
Exons: 7
Coding region: 1-1452 (483 amino acids)
Biological process (GO): regulation of DNA-templated transcription; endosperm development
Molecular function (GO): DNA-binding transcription factor activity; protein dimerization activity
Source: RefSeq, a predicted model, not a curated record